Molecule: messenger RNA, 1468 nt
Organism: Scheffersomyces amazonensis
Lineage: Eukaryota; Fungi; Ascomycota; Pichiomycetes; Serinales; Debaryomycetaceae
Product: ditrans,polycis-polyprenyl diphosphate synthase
Exons: 1
Coding region: 164-1219 (351 amino acids)
Cellular component (GO): endoplasmic reticulum membrane; dehydrodolichyl diphosphate synthase complex
Molecular function (GO): ditrans,polycis-polyprenyl diphosphate synthase [(2E,6E)-farnesyl diphosphate specific] activity
Source: RefSeq, a predicted model, not a curated record
GCUCUGCAUAUAGCCGCAUCCAUGCAUCACUUUUUUUUUGAACACCAUAUCAAUAUAUUUAUAGCACGAUUUACAACCAAAGCAGAUCUACAUCUCUUCUUGUUUCAGUAAAUCUAUCACUAACAAUCAAUCAGAUUAAAUUCAAGCAUUGUUUGGAUUUGCCAUGACUAGUUCAAAGUUGUCUGAUCAUGUUAGAUCAGAGGCAAAGGUGAAUACAUCCUUAAAGGAUAUCACAAGUGAGAUAAAUCUGUUAAGUGUUGAUAGUAGUCGUAGUAAUGGUCCAGAGAAGCCACCUAAUUCAAUUAGGAAUUCUUCAUUAGUUGAUGUUGUAAAGUUAACUUUGACUGAUUUAUUCAAUUUUGCUAAAUUGAAAGCUCAUCAACAAACUUCAUCACUUUUAGAAUUAAUUCAAUUCUAUAUUUAUCAUUUUAUUUUAUUAUUUGUAUUUGUUCUUAUCACUAUUUAUAAGAGUAUUCAAACUAGUUAUAGAAAAUUUUUUAUUAAAUUCUAUACUUUGACUUAUUAUCAUAAUAAAUCACCUCAAUUAAUUCGUGAUGAUGUUAAUAAAUUGUCUAAGAUCCCUAAAGUAUUAAGUUGUAUACUUGAUUUGAAGGAUAAAGAUGAUGAAAUGGGAGGUAUUGAUGGAUUAAUUAAUCAAAUUAGUGAAUUGUCAGCUUGGACAAUCAGUGCUGGAAUUCCUUAUUUACAAAUAUAUGAAUAUAAUGGAAAAUUACUUGGUAAUAAGCAAUACUUAUCAAAAUUAAAUCACAGUAUUUCCAAGAAUUUAUCUGAAUAUUUUGGUUCAAGUAUAUUACCAAAUUAUUCUAUUAAGAUUCCUCAUCAAAAUUUUAUUAUUUAUGGUCCAAAUAAUAAUUCUAAUUCUGAAAUUGAUUUAACAAUUCUGUUAAUCUCAAGAGUUGAUGGUAAACCAACUAUAGUUGAAUUAACUAAAACUAUGAGUGAAUUGGCUAUUUCAAAUGAAUUAUCAAUUAGGGAUAUUUCUAUUGAAUUAGUAGAUGAAGAAUUAAUUGAAUUAGUUGGUCCUGAACCUGAUUUGUUAAUCUAUUUUGGUCCAAAUUUAGAUUUGCAAGAUUUCCCUCCUUGGCAUAUUAGAUUAACUGAAAUUUAUUGGGAACCUGAUAAUUAUGAUGUUAAUUAUCUGAUUUUAAUCAGAGCUUUACAAAAGUAUUCGAAUUGUACUGUUAAUGUUGGUAAGUAAAUUUACUACUGGUUUGCUAAAAUUUUGCUUCUUAUUACUAUAAUUAAUUAUUCAAAUUAUGAUUAUAUCCAUUCUUUAAUGAGAUAUAGCUAAUCUAGCUGCUCAUAUUGCUAAUAUUAUUCCUUAAUGAAACUAAUGCUAUUUAUAUACGUCCUAAUUUAUAGAGUUUAUUAAUAAACGUCACGAUAAUAUGUGAUAUAUAUUCGUAGAGAUUCCCUCUAGUCAGUCAGUCACCAUCGUCGUUCAUAG